Messenger RNA from Phyllopteryx taeniolatus (common seadragon), 1854 nucleotides. It is a transcript of the gene sprb, whose product is annotated as sepiapterin reductase b. Gene Ontology annotation, biological process: tetrahydrobiopterin biosynthetic process. Gene Ontology annotation, molecular function: sepiapterin reductase (NADP+) activity. Lineage: Eukaryota; Metazoa; Chordata; Actinopteri; Syngnathiformes; Syngnathidae. The record is from RefSeq and is a predicted model, not a curated record.
GGGGUUUCUUACAUUGAAAAAAGUAGUAGAUAGGGUUUACUUCAACUCUAAUCCGAUGCUGUCCCCUUCCUUUGUAUUUAAUGUGAAAUAUUCAACUGGUUUCCAACAUAAAAACUUACCAAGACUUGAAGUGUUCAAGUCUUGUCAGUGUGAAAUGUAGAGCACGAAAUCCCUUUAUGCUGCCUGUUUACGGGGGCCUGCACAAAUAUGCAGUGCUUAUGUUUAUCUCAUGAGUAAAAGCUCUCCUGUCCUGCCCCCUCGUUUUCAUUACAGCUUUGACCAUUCAACAAGGUAGUAGCUGCAGUCGUAAACAUGUCUGGAGUUCUUCAUGCAAGUGGAAGCACUUUGGGACGGUGCAUGUGCAUCAUCACAGGAGCCUCGAAGGGAUUCGGACGGACACUUGCACACCUUGCGUCAGGCUACCUCAAGCCGGGCUCCGUGCUGUUGCUGGUGGCUCGCUCCAAACCUCUGCUCCAGGAGCUGAAGGGGGAACUGCUGCAAAGCCUCCAGGACCUGACCAUUUGCUGUACGGCAGCAGAUCUGAGCACAGAAGAAGGCGUGGAGGACACCUGUGAACGUGGCAGGACGGCAAAGCAUCAAAGACAUAGAACAUGUGCUUCUUGUCUGGUGCUGGUGAGGCUUACAUCCUCGUUGGGCGACAUCUCCCCGUUCGAGAGCGUCACUGAGCUGGAACGUGUCAAUUCCUACCUGGCCCUUAAUGUUAGCGCCGUGCUGGCGCUGACCGCGGGAGUGUUGCAGGCCUUUCUGCCGAGAGCCGGACUGCGAUGGAGCGUGUUCAACUGCUCCUCAAUGUUUGCGCUGCAGGCGCAGCCCUCCUGGGUGCUCUGCUGCACCGCCAAAGCGGCCAGGGAGAUGAUGUUCAGGGUGCUGGAAGCUGAGAAUCCCAACGUCCAAGUGCUCAGCUACUCGCCGGGGCCAACGGACACAGAGAUGCAGGAGAAAAUUCAGCGGCUGACCGGCAUCCAGUAUCAUUUGUACCCAUGGCAGGAAUCCGCAACCAAGCUGAUGAGGGUUCUUUUAGACAACGACUUUGGCACAGGCUCGCGCCUUGAUUUCUUCGAGUUGUGAUCUCAACCACGUGUUUGUUAUCAGGACCAAAUUUUCAGGCUGUGCGACAUGUCUGAUGGUGACCCUUGCAAUCCAUGCCACGCCACAGCAUAGUACUGCUAGAAAUAAAAGGAAUACAAGAUGUACGUAUGAAAGAAUCUUUUACAUAAAAGCGGUCCUACAUGUUAUUUCUUUGGAUUUUAUUUUAUAACAUUUAGGGAAAAAGGUAAUGAUCCCCAAGAUGAUUCCAAUCUUUUUUAAGCUUUGGUUCCAAUGGCUCGUAUGUCUCCCUCACAGUUCUGGGGUUCUGGGUUUGAGUUCGGACUCUGGAGUUCCUGUGUGAAGUUUUCAUCUUCUCCCUGUGCAUUAGUGGGUUUUCUCCGGGUACUCCACUGACCUUCCACAUCCCUAAAACAUACGUUACGUUCAGUGAAGAUCGGGGAUGUCCAAAACUUCUUUCAGAUGAAACCCAAUUCAGUAAUAGAUUAACAAAUGUUAAGCAGUUAAACAUCCAUCCAUCCAUUUUCUGUACCGCUUAUCACCACUAAGGUCGCGGGCGUGCUGGAGCCUAUCCCAGAUGUCUUCGGGCGAGAGGCGGGGCACACCCUGAACUGGUCGCCAGCCACCCGCAAGGCACAUUGAAACAAACGAACCAUUGGCACCCACAUUCACACCUACGGGCAAUUUAGAGUCUUCAAUCAACCUACCACGCAUGUUUUUGAGAUGUGGGAGGAAACCGGAGUACCCAGAGAAAACCCACGCAGGCACGGAGAGAACAUGCAAACA